AUGGACUCAUUCUUGAAGCCUUCGACGCCAUCGCGCAGGCAACCAGAUGGGGAAAACCGAGCGGCUUUAGGAGAAAUCAAUGUUCAAGAGGAUGAUAUACAAGCCAACCUUCCCGUCACGCCUUUGCAAACAGCCCCAGGCAAGGAAAACGCAGCCCCAGGAUCAGUUUCCUCUAGUACCUUUCGGCCACAUAAGGGCAUAUUACCAUUAGGAGAGCAUAAAUCUCCUUUGAGUCCACGAUGUGCACUCAAAGAUUACGGAAGCGAAGAAACAAAGUCCGUGCCCUCUAGAAAACGUCCUUUCUUUACCCACGAGGCAGAUACGGACCAAGACGUCGAGACCGAAGAAAACAUAAGCAGAUCUGCUGAACGUCCUGCACAACUCCAUAAUAUAAAAACAUGCGCCGAACAUCUUCGAUUGCGACUACAAUUGGCCAUGUAUAAAGUUGAAGUCAACCAACUUUAUUCUCCUUUGCGUGAUUUGCCUAUUGUCAUGAAAACCAAGCUACAUCAUUUACCAAACACACCAUGUAUCACCUCCGUUUGGAAACAAAAAACUAUUCCUUUUACUCGUUCACCCUCCCCUCAAUUCUGUGAAGACAGCUUUUGCACGGAUGACUCGCCUACCAAGUCAACACCCUCCAACCCCAGGCACGCUCAAAUGCACAAUCUUUUUACCCCUCAGUCAUCUGGUUUGGAUGAUCUUGUUGCUAAUAACCAGACUCCAUCUCCUUUGAAAAUGCCUCAUCACCCUAUUACAAAAUCAUCUUCAUCUCAUUCGCUUUGGGCUCGCCAUGGGAAACUGACCAGAAGCGUGUCCCUUCUUAACGAUCGCACACCCAAAAGGAUUCGUCCCCGGUCUCUUUCUAAAAGCUAUUCUACUCCUUUGAAGGCUUACAAAGUCCCGAGAAAGUCUCCAGCUAGCAAUUCUUUUACAGGUCCUCCUACACCUAUUUCUAUUACAAACACACCCGAAAACUCAUUCGAAAACGCAUCUUACAAAAAUCAAAGCCUUUACAACAGUACACCAGUCCAAAUGCAUGCUCCAAAAAGACAUUUGUCCGACUUUGGAAUGCUGAGGUAA
Schizosaccharomyces osmophilus is the source of this 1083-nucleotide messenger RNA. It is a transcript of the gene nrm1, whose product is annotated as MBF complex corepressor Nrm1. The record is from RefSeq and is a predicted model, not a curated record. Bases 1 to 1083 code for a protein of 360 amino acids. The transcript has a single exon. NCBI's taxonomy places the organism in Eukaryota, Fungi, Ascomycota, Schizosaccharomycetes, Schizosaccharomycetales, Schizosaccharomycetaceae.